ACACACUUGAGCAGCUAUAGUGUCUAUUAGAAGUGGUAAUCUGAGACUCUACUUCCACCCACAAUACUAUCGACUAUCUAUCAAGCCCGUUGACACUCGAUAAUCGGCACUACCAAUCAAAAUGCGGCUCACCUCGAUCCCAAUCGCCCUCCUUCUCUCCCCUCUAGCUCUUGCAACGCCAAACCUCGUCGCAGAGAGCAACAAUUCUAUCCUUAAGCGCAGCCCGUCACCCAUGCGGCCACUCGUCGCUCGCCAGUCCUCGGCGUAUAUUCUGGCCCGCUCUCCCCAGGACGACGAUGGAGUGGUCUGCGACAGCGACGAGAAACGAUGCGGCAAUGCCUGUGUAAAUGAAGACUACAACUGUUGUCCAGACAAUGCAAACGGCGGGUGUCCGAGCGACGAAGAAUGUCAGAGGGAUAACGGGGUCUGGGGGUGUUGUCCUGAGGGCGAGGACUGUCGCUGGGAUGAUGACGACGACGACGAUGAUAGGAAUAUCUUCGAUAGGAUCGGGGAUGGAAUUGAUGAUAUUGGCGAUGAGAUCGAGGAUGGAUGGAACGAUAUCGUGAAUGACGAUGACGAUGAUGCGGCAGGGAUGUUGAAGCCCGGUGUUGGCGUUGCGUUGAUGGCGGCUGUCGUGGCGGCAGUGUUGCCGGCGUAGGUCGCUGGGGUACGGCUAUGGUCAGGAUUUGUGGGUGGAAUUGAUAUUGUAUCAUACAGCGUUGAUGUUCCAUGAUGAAUUGUGUGAUGAAUUAUGAAAUCUGAAGUUUUGCCUCCCCCA
Molecule: messenger RNA, 778 nt
Organism: Aspergillus nidulans FGSC A4
Lineage: Eukaryota; Fungi; Ascomycota; Eurotiomycetes; Eurotiales; Aspergillaceae
Exons: 1
Coding region: 122-658 (178 amino acids)
Source: RefSeq, a predicted model, not a curated record